GCCACCCGUCACUGACCAGGAAAUGGAGGCGGUUCUGUCCCGCCUCCGUGACAAGAAGAGGGCGCCGGGUCCGGACGGGGUGCACGGGAAGGUGCUGUCAUUGGCACUCGUGCACCUCGAGGAUCCCCUUCGGGAACUGUUUGACCAGUGUCUUCAAUCUGGGCAGUUCCCGAAGGGUUGGAAGAGGGGCCGACUCGUCCUUUUGCCUAAAGGAGGUCGGCCACCGGACCAGGCGUCGGCGGUAAGGCCGAUAGUGUUGCUGAACGAAGUCGGGAAGGCACUGGAACGUAUUGUGGCUUCACGACUCGUUCAGCACUUGGAGGAGGGCCCGGGACCGAAACUGUCCAAUCAUCAGUACGGUUUCCGGGCUGGUCGGUCUACCGUCGACGCCAUGCGGUACCUACGGUCGGUGACGCAGGAGGCGGAACGCGAAGGGGAUGUGGUGUUGGGGGUGUCGCUCGACAUAGCCAAUGCUUUCAACAGCCUUCCUCACAGCGUGAUACUUGGGGCACUGGAGUACUUCGGUGUCCCCUUGUAUAUCAGAAGGCUGGUGGGAGAUUGGCUCUCCGACAGAGAGGUCGUGUGGGAGAACCGGGACGGGGUCCUGGUGUUGGUGGAGGUCGACUGCGGUGUCCCACAGGGGUCGGCACUUGGGCCGGGUCUGUGGGUCAUCGGCUACGACUGGGUCCUGCGAUGCUGCCUCCUCCCUGGGAUGGGUGUCUCCGCGUAUGCGGACGACACCUUUAUCACAGCCCGGGGGAGGACGUAUCAAGAGGCAGCGCGGCUGACCGAAUCGGCAGUAUCGCUGGUGGUCAGCCGCAUAAGACGAUUGGGGCUUCGGGUCCGUUUUGAGAAGACCGAAGCCCUUAUGUUUCGCGGACCCGGUAAAAGGGGACCUCCACCGGGUGCACGACUUCGUGUCGGAGACGAGGAGAUCAGGGUGAGCCCCACCAUCAAGUAUCUUGGGCUCACCCUGGAUGGAAGGUGGACCUUCGGUCCCCAUUUCCAGCAGCUGGGACCGAAGGUCAUAAGAGCGGCAUCCUCACUGGGUCGACUCCUGCCAAAUGUGGGAGGGCCCAGCCAAGCCUGUCGGCAGCUGUACUCCGGGGUGUGCCGGAGUAUGGCUCUGUACGGUGCCCCAAUAUGGGUGGAUGCUCUCACCGUGCGUAAUAGAGCCCUGCUGCACAAAAUGCAGCGGGUCAUUGCGGUGAGAGUCAUCAGGGGCUACCGUACAGUCUCCUGGGCGGCAGCAACUGCUCUGGCGGGGGAACCGCCAUGGGAGCUCACGGCGAGGGUGCUCGCCGAGUUGAACCUCCUCAUCACUGAGGGGAGGUCGAAUGGCGAAGCCCCUUCGUGGGAGGAGCUUAGGCGGUUCCGGAGACUCGGAGAGCAGUGGUUGCUGAGGAGGUGGGGUGAGGAUCUGGCGCAGACCCGGCAGAAGAAGAAAGGGGUGGCUACUCCAGCUAAAGCCGCCCCAAGAAAGAAGAAGAGGAAGGCCAAGCUCCGUGCUCCAGCCACCGCGGCGAUCACUCUCACGUUGGGGGCGAACGCCGCGGAGAAGGGCGUCAAAUACAGUGACGUCCUUUUAAAGGCUAAGAACGCGGUGACGACCAGCGGACUGGCAGAGCUGGACAUCCAAAAGCUCCAGCUCCGCUUCCGUCUAGCUCAGACCGGUGCGCGCGUCCUCACCAUUCCUGGUGAGGGCGCCCAAGAAAAGGCGGACGCCCUCGCUGAGAAGCUGAGGGAAGUUCUCGACCCUGACGUUGUAAAAGUCGGACGCCCGGCGAAAUGCGUGGAAAUGCGUAUCACCGGGCUGGACGACUCAGCUACGACCGCCGAGGUCAUCGAGGCGGUGUCUAGAGAAGGUGGGUGCCCGGCCAACUCCAUCAGGUCGGGCCCAAUAAGGAAAGGAAGGUGGGGCGACGGCUCUGUCUGGCUGAGCGUCCCCGUUGCAGCCGCCAAAAAGCUCAUCAGCUUGAAGCGGCUGCAAGUGGGCUGGGUGUCGGCUAAGCCGGAGCACAAGGCAGCCGAGUGCCGGGAGAAGCAGCCCAAUUGCUUCUUCUGCGAGGCACUCGGCAAGGACAAGGACCAUGUGCUGGGUAGUAGCGGCUGCGUCACUGCGAAGCCGCUCCCCAGCACCAAGCGCCGGAAGAGACGCGGAGCUCCCUCCGAAAAGGCUCGGCCAAAAGAGCCUGGAGCCGGUGGUGCUGGGGUUAGGCAGCCCCAGCCCGCCAUGGAGAUUUCGGAGGAGGAAAUCUCUCGGGGUGGGGUGGUGUUGGUUGUCUCGUUGGACAUCACCAAUGCGUUCAACACCCUGCCCUGGGAGACCAUAAAAGAGGGACUACGGUACCAUCGAGUGCCAAGAUAUUUGCGUCGUACCAUCAGCAACUAUCUAUCGGAGCGCUCGGUGGAGUACCCCACCGAAGAAGGCUGGGAGGACCUGGAGGUGGACUGUGGCGUCCCGCAGGGUUCGUCUCUCGGUCCGGGCCUAUGGGAUAUAGGCUACGACUACGUGCUCCGCGGCGCCAAUCUUCCGGGCGUGGAGCUCGUUGCAUACGCGGACGACACAGCGGUCGUCUGCCGCGCCAAGUCCCAUCGAGAGGCGAAAAUCCUGGCAACGGCAGCAGUCGCUCAGGUCGUGAGGAGGAUCCAGGCUCUGGGUCUGACGGUGGCAUUGAACAAGUCGGAGGCCCUCUUGUUCCACGGGCCCAGAAACGCGCCGCCGCCGGACUUGGAAGUCAUAGUGAGUGGAACGAGAAUAAAGAUAGCGCCUACAAUGACCUACCUUGGUCUGGCCCUCGAUAGCCGGUGGUCAUUCAAGGAACACUUCCGCCGGCUAUCCGAGAAAGUAAAGAAGUCUGCGGGUGCCCUUGCCUCGCUGCUCCCGAAUCUCGGGGGCCCGAGUUUGGCUUGUCGGCGCCUCUACAUGGGCGUUGUCCGUUCCAUGGCAAUGUAUGGGGCGCCGAUAUGGGCAGAAAACCUGCUACCGGAGAAUAGGCUGGCCCUGGGGCGGCUGCAGCGAGUGAUGGCGACACGCGCGAUUCGCGGGUACCGCACAAUCUCCCGGGACGCGGCGUGCCUCCUCGCUGGCAGUGUCCCAUGGGACCUCGACGCUCUUGCCCUCGCCGAUGUGUACUGGCGUGGCGCUGAAGUCCGCGCGGGGGGCAGCAACCCCCUUCCGGACGCCGUCCGUCGGUGGAGGGAUCGGGCCAGGGAAGUGACAAUUGAGCUCUGGGAGGAACGGCUCCUGGAGCCUCAAGUAAGCGUGGCACUGGUGCUGGCCAUGAGACCAGUACUGAGAGAGUGGUUGACCAGAAAGCACGGCGCGCUCUCGUUCCGACUCACGCAGGUGCUGACCGGACACGGCUGCUUCGGCCGUUACCUGUGUGAGAUCGCGAACCGAGAAGAGAGUACGCGCUGUCACCACUGUGACUGUGACAGGGACACGGCGGAACACACCGUUUCUGCCUGUCCCUCCUGGACUGGACAACGGGCGGCCCUCACGGCCGCCAUUGGAUUUGACCUUUCGCUGCCCGCAUUGGUUCGCGCCAUGGUGGGCAGUGAACCUGGAUGGACAGCGGUGCAGGACUUCUGCGAAGAUGUCAUCGCCGCGAAGGAGGAGGCCGAGCGUAUGAGAGAGCUGGAGGCGCUCGACCCCCGCCGAAGAAGACGGCCGAGGCGACGACAGGUCAUUGGUAAUGACCACUUGCCGCCUUAG
Molecule: messenger RNA, 3718 nt
Organism: Aricia agestis (brown argus)
Lineage: Eukaryota; Metazoa; Arthropoda; Insecta; Lepidoptera; Lycaenidae
Exons: 4
Coding region: 23-3718 (1231 amino acids)
Source: RefSeq, a predicted model, not a curated record